This is a messenger RNA of Mytilinidion resinicola, 950 nucleotides long. Its product is annotated as NAD(P)-binding protein. The coding region runs from base 63 to 779 and encodes 238 amino acids. NCBI's taxonomy places the organism in Eukaryota, Fungi, Ascomycota, Dothideomycetes, Mytilinidiales, Mytilinidiaceae. The transcript has a single exon. The record is from RefSeq and is a predicted model, not a curated record. Gene Ontology annotation, molecular function: oxidoreductase activity, acting on the CH-OH group of donors, NAD or NADP as acceptor.
CUCAACGUCACCUCUUCCUUUUGGAGCCAAAGAACUGGCCCUACGUGGUCUUAUAUUCCCCAAUGCCUACAGUGCUGAUCACAGGCGCCGCCUCCGGCCUCGGCCUCGCAUUCCUACAACACUACCUCUCCCUCCCAACCCCUCCCACCAUAAUAGCAGUAGACCGCCACGAACUUGCUCCGGUAAACAGGGCCCAUUAUACAAAACACAUCCUCAACGUCUCUUCGGAGCAGUCCCUGCAAGACCUUGCAAAAGAAUUGAAGCACACACCAAUCGACCUCGUCAUCCACAGCGCCGGCAUCCGCGGCCUCGUGCCCUCCGCCGUCGCCGCACACCCCGGCGACGCACCAGCCACCGAGUCGCUAGAAGCCAUGGAUGUCGCGACCAUGCUGCGGACGUUUGAGAGUAACGCGCUGGGCACGUUUCUGGUGAUCCGGACCCUCCUACCCAACCUCCGGCUCGCCGCAGCACCGCGCGUCGUUGUGAUGAGCUCCCGCAUGGGCUCGUUGUCGUACAACACGACUGGCGGCGGGUAUGCGUACAGGGCGUCGAAAGCGGCGCUGAAUGCGGUGGUGAAGAGCUUUAGUGUUGAUGUGCCGGAGAUACAUUUUCUGUUAGUGCAUCCAGGGCGGGUGGAGACGAGGUUGGUGGAGUGGAAGGAGGAGGGGGCGAUUAGUGCGGAGGAGAGUGUGGGGGAUAUGGUGAAGUUGCUUGAGAAGGGAAACGAGGUGGAGAGUGGGAGGUUUGUGGAUCGGUGGGGGGUGGAUAUCGGGUGGUGAGAGCUGUGAUUUUGAUGGAUGAAAGGUGCUUAGAGGCGCACAUUUGAUUGUGGAGGGAGAUACUUAGAGCGACUAGACGAUUGCAUCGCGAGAUGGGUUAAGUGUAUCCGGUGUAGUGAGACGAACAUAGGAGAACGAACGAAAUCCAAACAACCCAUAUCAAACGCCAGC